UUUAUUUUUUAUUUGGAAAUAAAGGUGACACGUGUCAGCAUCUAAUUUGUUUGGACUUUGAGACAUGGAUUGUUGAUAUGGCGAAGAUCUAAUCAUCCAGAGAAAACACAUAUUGGACGUUCAUGAUCGAGCCAUAUCGCCUUCAAGAAACUUGGCCUAGAGAGUGCCUCUGUGUCACCACACAGUGGUGACACGUGACCCACUACCUCCCAAACAUAAAAAAUCACUUUUUUUUUGUUUUUUUUCAAUUUCUUUCCCCUCUCUCUCUCUCUCUCUCUGAUUCUCUCUCACAAUUCUCUCUCUCUCUCUCUCCCUCGGCCUUCCCUCUUUCUUGGCCUCAUGGAUUUCUCCCAUGGCUCUCGGCCUCUCAGCCUUCGUGUUCAUGAUGCUUCACCAUAAAUACUUUCCGGCAACACUGAGCCAUCUAUUCUUUGUUCUAUUUUUUUUUCUUCUUUCUUCCUCUUUUUCUUGUUCAGUUUUCUCCCUUAAGAUUUGUUUCCUCUUUUUCUCAAAUCUUUUUUUUUUUUACUAUUAUAAUCUACAUUUCUUUAAUUUUUGCAGGUUAUUAUCUUCACAAGAAGAUGAGAUUUUUUGGAUCCUCAAAUUGAAACCCCAAGCUAAGUAUUUUCUAUUUUUUUUCUUGUUUUCUUAUAGAACAAACACUUUUGAUUUCCCUUUAUUUUAUAUUUUUUUACUUACUUUGUCAGACCACUCAAAACUCAACAAACUGAGUUCAGAUUGACUCGGUGAGUUAACUCUCCGAUUUGGGUCUUGUAUAAGCUCACGAAGUGAUGAACGCAGAUCCAAUUUGGAUCUAGGUUUCGGGUCUGCGGGUUCUCAGAAUGUAUCAGGUUAACUUGCUCCGAUGGAUUGGAUCAUUGGGUCGGAUAAAACAAGUUGGUUCUGCCAAUUGGAUCCAAUUUUUAAGAUUUUCUUUUCAGUGCAUUUUUUAUAUAAAUUAAAUGCAGAAAAUUUAAAUUAGAACUUACUCGAAUCUUCAUACUCCACCGAUCUUUGAGUCCUUUCUUUUCUUUGAUUUUCGGCUACAAUUUACUUGGCCUUUUGUAUGAGUGCUACUGACUUUGAAUGCUCCUAUCUGAACCUUCUGUACCACGAUCUGUGUAUGAAUGUUACAGAUGAAUUUUGAAUUCUUCUGCCUGAAUCCUCUGUGCCACAAUUUGUGUAUUUAAAUCCUCAUUUGAAAUAAUGAUUGCUGUAUUUUUCUGAAUUCGCACAGUACUCACCGCUAUUUUCACACUGAAUUUUCUCACGCACUAUUUGCUAUGUGAAUGUUGAGUGCAGUUCUCACUUUGCUAACUUUUCACUAUAACUCUCUCACCAGAAUUUUCUCACACUGUUUGCUAAGUAUUCUGAAAUGUUGUGUAUACAGACUAUCUGAAUUUUUUUUGCGUCCUUUCUCCUCUUCAAAUACCUCACUAUUUAUAGGCCUCUUGUGGAAAAUCUUAUUAAAUUAUGAUUGAUUUUGAUUAAUUUUGAUUUUUUAAUUAAUUUUCAAUUCCAUCAACUUCAUCAAUCCAAUUUAAUUUGAUUUGCCACAUUUAAACCUUGAUUUUCAGCACAUGUAUUUGACCUCCUUUUUUCCUUUUGUAGGUUUGCAGAUUGAAGACUUGUUUGAUCCACUCUAUUUUUCCUUUUCUGCUUUUUUUUUUCUUGUAUUUCUAUUUUUAGUUUAUUUUAUGUAUUGAAGCAAUAAUGAAAAUUUUCUUUAGUUUUUGUAAUAUAAGACCCCCAGACAAAUUCGGGUGUCUACACCAGUGUAAAUUUAAUUUGACCUUAAUUAUAUAUCUCCUUGCAUCCUAAUAACUAUCAGCAUUUGAUUAGCUCAACAUCUGGCAUGCAUUAGGCACUUUUUCCCCCCUCUUGGGGCCCUUGUUAAUUAAGAGAUGGGCCUGAUGAAAUCUAAAUUCCAAAACUCCGGCUUAAAUGGAAUUUGACUCUAAUUUUAUAGGACCUCUCUGUCAUCCUAAUCCUUAUCACGGCCUCUUUUUGGGAUUAUGGUUUCAUGAUCAGGCUUUUGGGAAUUAUGGAAAAAUGAUUAAGCUAUUUAAAGUGAAGGAAAAGCAGCGGGAAAUUGCAGAAAGUGCCAAUGGAAAGACACCCAUCAAGAAGCAAACAGCAGGAGAAUUGCGUCUUCAUAAAGAUAUCGGUGAAUUGAACCUUCCAAAAACUUGUAGCAUUGCUUUUCCCAAUGGCAAGGAUGACCUGAUGAACUUUGAGGUUACCAUUCGACCUGAUGAAGGAUAUUAUUUAGGUGGUAUAUUUGUCUUCUCUUUUCAAGUUUCCCCAAUUUAUCCUCACGAGGCGCCAAAAGUCAAGUGCAAGACAAAGGUGUACCAUCCUAAUAUUGACUUGGAAGGGAAUGUUUGCCUCAACAUUCUAAGAGAAGACUGGAAACCUGUUCUCAAUAUAAACACAAUAAUUUAUGGAUUGUUUCAUCUCUUCACGCAACCCAAUUAUGAAGAUCCUCUCAAUCAUGAUGCGGCUGCAGUUUUGAGGGAUAACCCAAAGAUGUUUGAAUCCAAUGUGAGGAGAGCAAUGGCUGGUGGCUAUGUGGGGCAGACCUUCUUCACCCGGUGCAUUUAGCAGUUGCUUGUUCUGCGAAGCGUCAAAUUCAUCGCACAGAAGGUUCGAAGGUUGUAAAUUUGAUGGCCGGGCUUCUCCCCUCCUGAAGCUCCUGAGGUACAAUUUUUUAAGGAAGAAAUGGAAGCAAAGACCCCCUGGAACGUGCUUGUACUCAAAUUUAACUCUGUGAUGUAUUUGUGAUAUUGGCUUGGGGUUGAUAUAUUUUUCUUUAUCUUGAUGUGAAACUAUGAGAUAUGCUGGUCGUAGGACCCUAUUUGUGUAUUUAUUUUCUCUUUUGAAAAGGAAAAUCCUUAACAGGAUGACUUGCAUUUCUUUCCUCACC
This is a messenger RNA of Malania oleifera, 2926 nucleotides long. RefSeq names its product NEDD8-conjugating enzyme Ubc12-like. NCBI's taxonomy places the organism in Eukaryota, Viridiplantae, Streptophyta, Magnoliopsida, Santalales, Ximeniaceae. Gene Ontology annotation, biological process: protein neddylation. The coding region runs from base 1945 to 2604 and encodes 219 amino acids. The record is from RefSeq and is a predicted model, not a curated record. The transcript is spliced from 6 exons. Gene Ontology annotation, molecular function: NEDD8 transferase activity. Gene Ontology annotation, cellular component: nucleus.